AUGUCAAAUCAAUCACUAAAGGACCCUUCCAUGAUCGAACAAAAGACGGAAACCAAUACGAACGCUACUCAAAAAUCUGGAUGGGUGUCUAGUACGGGUGGAGCAAGUCCAUGGUAUGGCUCUUCACAUCAUCGUGCAUCUAUUAGCGGUCCUUAUUAUCGUACACGUGGCAUGAGUGUCACACGUGAUAAUGAAAAUGAUGAAGAUCUAUCGCAUAUCAUCUCUACUCACAGUCCUACACAUACAAAUACGGCCCUGAAUACAAAUCAACACCAACAACAUCCAAGUCAUCAUAAUAACAACAACACAAGCCAUGGUAAAAAAAAAAAGCUAAAAAUUGAAAUUAUACAACUGUGA
Molecule: messenger RNA, 357 nt
Organism: Cokeromyces recurvatus
Lineage: Eukaryota; Fungi; Mucoromycota; Mucoromycetes; Mucorales; Mucoraceae
Exons: 1
Coding region: 1-357 (118 amino acids)
Source: RefSeq, a predicted model, not a curated record